Messenger RNA from Pyricularia oryzae 70-15, 537 nucleotides. RefSeq lists its product as uncharacterized. NCBI's taxonomy places the organism in Eukaryota, Fungi, Ascomycota, Sordariomycetes, Magnaporthales, Pyriculariaceae. The record is from RefSeq and is a predicted model, not a curated record. The transcript has 4 exons. Bases 1 to 537 code for a protein of 178 amino acids.
AUGAUUGACACGCAGACUGGGAACAAGCAAAGGACAGAUACCUAUAGCAGGCGUUUCAAGAACUAUUGCUCGUAUGCCCGGAAGCGAUGCUGGUCUGGACUCUGCCAGACCCUCGGCAUUUUCUCAGCCGAUGGAGCUACGGGUACAAGGCUUGGAUGUCGCACUGGAAGAUAUUCGUCGCCUCGUGUCUGCCCGAGCAAUCUCGAUAAUGUGUGCACAAUGCGAUGUCCCGUUGGCAUCAGGAAUCCGUUGGAAAAGCGAAUCUCUAGAGCCCUCCCGGACUCCAGAGCGGAGGUGUUUGUUACGACCAGACAGUUGGGCCAGUACCAGGGAGGCCAGCCAAUUUUAUUUAGUGCCGAAGUGGAGUGGGGAAUGGUGGAAUUCCGUUACUUUGUUAAUGCAGGAAUGCAAUUUAAAGGUCAGCGAGUGGGUUUUUCGGAAAUUCAUUCGCGGCACCGGAACCUUUUCUGGCGUGCGGACCCCCACUUCGAUGUCGGAGACGCUUUUAGCACUGGUUAUUUACCACGCCGCACCUAG